GAGUGAAGAUGCCAACCCCCAACAUCUCCACCUCUGCAGCCAAAGGCUUCCGCAGGGCGGUGUCAGAACUGGACUCCAAGCAAGCUGAGGCCAUCAUGUCUCCACGGUUCAUUGGUAGACGUCAAAGCCUCAUUGAAGAUGCCAGGAAGGAACGAGAGGCUGCAGCUGCAGCCACCGAUGCUGCAGAGUCCACAGAGACAAUUGUUUUUGAGGAGAAGGAUGGAAGAGCCAUGCUGAACCUCUUCUUCAUGCUCAAGGGUACCAAGACCUCUCCACUCUCCCGAGCACUUAAGGUGUUUGAGACAUUUGAAGCUAAAAUCCACCACUUGGAGACAAGGCUCAGCCGAAAGCCCCGUGAAGGGACUGCUGAACUGGAAUAUUUUGUGCGCUGUGAAGUGCACAGCUCUGACCUCAAUACUUUUAUUAGCUCCAUCAAGAGGGUAGCAGAAGAUGUGAGGACCACUAAGGAAGACAAAUUUCACUGGUUUCCCAGAAAAAUAUGUGAACUGGACAAGUGCCACCAUUUGGUCACCAAGUUUGACCCUGACUUGGACUUGGAUCACCCGGGCUACUCUGACCAGGUAUAUCGCCAGAGGAGGAAAUCAAUAGCAGAAAUCGCUUUUCACUAUAAGCAUGGGGACCCAAUCCCUCAUGUGGAGUACACAGCAGAGGAGACUGCUACCUGGAAGGAGGUGUACAGCACUCUGAAGAGCCUGUAUCCAACCCAUGCCUGCAAGGAGUACCUCGAAGCAUUUAAUCUACUGGAGAAAUUCUGCGGCUAUAAUGAGAACAACAUCCCCCAGCUGGAGGAGGUCUCUCGCUUCCUGAAAGAGAGGACUGGCUUCCAGCUCCGGCCCGUGGCCGGCCUACUGUCUGCACGCGACUUCCUCGCCAGCCUGGCCUUCCGUGUGUUCCAGUGCACGCAGUACAUCCGCCACGCAUCUUCGCCCAUGCAUUCCCCUGAGCCGGACUGCUGUCAUGAGCUACUGGGGCACGUACCAAUGCUGGCUGACAAGACGUUUGCCCAGUUCUCUCAGGACAUUGGGCUUGCAUCUCUGGGAGCAACUGAUGAAGAAAUUGAGAAACUGUCAACGCUUUACUGGUUCACAGUGGAGUUUGGACUCUGCAGACAGAAUGGGAUAGUCAAAGCCUAUGGGGCAGGGCUCCUGUCUUCCUAUGGGGAGCUUAUACACUCCUUGUCUGAUGAACCAGAGGUUCGGGACUUUGACCCCGACGCUGCUGCUGUUCAGCCCUACCAGGACCAGAACUACCAGCCUGUGUAUUUUGUGUCUGAGAGCUUCAGUGAUGCCAAAAACAAGCUGAGGAACUACGCAGCACAUAUCAAGCGGCCCUUCUCAGUGAAAUAUGAGCCCUAUACCCACAGCAUCGAGCUCCUGGACAGCCCCCAGACCAUCUGCCACUCCCUGGAGAGUGUAAGGGACGAGCUUCAUUCACUGAUUAAUGCUCUUAAUGUGAUCAGUUAAUAAGAGAACUGGGCUCCUCCAUUCCCCUCUGCCCCCUCCACCCCCCGUUCCUAGCCCAUAACUUCUACCUGUUGUCUACAAACAUUUGCACUGCUGCCUGUCCCCGUGCUACCCCAACAGUUUGCCACACUGGAAUGUAGGGCCAGCUCAGAGGAAGGCAGAGGGAUAAACCCAAGGCCUGCUGGCAUCUUGGGUGGCUUUGCCUCUGACUGCUGGGAGAGGCUUAACACAGUCCAAAGACAUGGGCCAGGCUACAAACUUGAAGUCAAGAGUUGUGUACUAGGCCCCUGGAUGCAAGGAAUAGGAGAAAACUGCUUUAUUGAAAACCAGAUUCAUUAAAAGGAAAAGAAUAAGAAGAAAGUAAAAAGCUAUUCUUUGUAGUUUGAGAGAAUUAGCCUGCCUUUUUAGCUCCAAAGCAACUCCUUACAGCAAUUCCACAAAGGACAGUCAGUCUCCACCACCUCCUGCCUGUUACAGUCCCUUGCACUCGGGAAAAGCAGAGCUGCUCAGGAGCACUUAUGCUGGAACCAAGAUCACGAGAUUCAAGAUAUCAGCUCCAGCCUCCCCACAGCUUCUUGCACAUGAGUCCAUGUGCUCACCACCCCAUCAGGACGUAAGGAGCACUGGAAUAUCCUUAAAGCUCUACACUGACCUAAACCAACUGUAUCUACCUAGCAUAGAGGAACCCCC
Molecule: messenger RNA, 2174 nt
Organism: Numida meleagris (helmeted guineafowl)
Lineage: Eukaryota; Metazoa; Chordata; Aves; Galliformes; Numididae
Gene: TH
Product: tyrosine hydroxylase
Exons: 13
Coding region: 9-1484 (491 amino acids)
Biological process (GO): dopamine biosynthetic process from tyrosine
Cellular component (GO): perikaryon; axon; cytoplasm
Molecular function (GO): tyrosine 3-monooxygenase activity; iron ion binding
Source: RefSeq, a predicted model, not a curated record